AUGAACAUGCUCAAGGCAGUAACUUUGCCUCCUGCCUGCGACUCCUUUGCAACAGUCUGUUCAGGCAAAAACUGCCUUGUACCUGCCAGUAACUUCAAUGAAGUGCUGGGCCUGGUGUUGAGCGUCGUGCUCACCAUAAUGCUGGGUAUGGUCAUGUUCUCCAUGGGCUGCACUGUGGAUGCCAACAAGUUGCUGGGCCACAUCAAGAGGCCCUGGGGCAUUGUAAUCGGCUUCCUCUGCCAGUUUGGCAUCAUGCCUUUCACAGCCUUCGCCUUGUCACUGGCCUUCAACGUUCUACCUGUGCAGGCUGUCGUUAUCAUCAUUAUGGGCUGCUGUCCUGGAGGCACCGGCUCCAACAUCAUCUGCUACUGGUUGGAUGGAGACAUGGACCUCAGUAUCAGUAUGACUGCUUGUUCCUCUAUCCUGGCCUUGGGGAUGAUGCCUCUGUGUCUACUCAUUUACACCUCCGUCUGGACAUCCUCCGAAAGCAUCCAGAUCCCAUACGACAGUAUUGGUAUCACUCUUGUGGCCCUCCUUGUCCCAAUUUCCCUGGGAAUGUAUUUAAAACGCAGGAAGCCCGAAUUGGCAAAAAAGAUCCUCAGGGUGGGUUCCAUUGGAGGGUUUGCUCUCAUUCUUAUCAUAGCUGUGGUUGGAGGAAUUCUCUACCAGUCUUCUUGGGACAUUGAUCCCGCCCUCUGGAUCAUCGGCACAAUCUACCCUUUUAUUGGUUUCGGCCUGGGGUUCACACUGGCCCGCAUUGCGGGUCAACCCUGGUACAGAUGUCGAACCAUUGCGUUGGAGACGGGAUUCCAGAACUCCCAGCUGUGCAGCACCAUUGUGCAGCUGUCCUUCAGCCCUGCUGAACUGGAAGUCAUGUUUUCAUUCCCCCUCAUCUAUAGCAUCUUCCAGCUGGUGGUGGCAGUCUUAACUGUAUCAGCCUACCGGCUAUAUAAGAGAUCACGUGGCAUCGGCCCUGCUGAUUCAGAUGAUGAGGCUCCAUCACUGGAGGCUGGAGGUGUUGAACAAUCAAAAGAGAAGGUUUACCCUGUGGAAAACGGUGCCUUCGAGUUCGAUGGGAACGGCAACAGGAUGGAGAAAGCUAAGGACAUCGACAAAAACACCAAGCUGUGAUAUAACAAACCCUGCAAAUGACAGACUUCGGACUAUCAGUAUGAACGCCCAGCGCUGCCGCUCUACUGAAGAAUCAACUGUGAACUCACACUGCUCUCUGCAGGCUGGAGGUGUGCACUACCGUUUCAUGAGAACAGGGGUGCCCACAUUUUCAGCAACCCUAAUUUAUUCAUAUGUGUUGUAAUCAUUUAAAAGAAGUUUACUCUGUGCAGACUGUCAGAAAGCCUGCUGAUAUUGACUUAAAACACACAGAAAUGCAAACUGAAUGUUUAAUGCUGUUUAUGUGGAGUAGCUCUCCAGAUAGACAGAGAGCUGCACUCUCUGUACUAAAUGAUGGAAUAUACAACCAAAUACAAUUCAACUGUGUUUAUGUGACAUUCAUAGCUAAGGUGGAAGUUGUAUCACACAGGCACAUGAGGUAUGUUCUUCUGAUAACCAGUGUCUCACAGGCAGCAAGUUGAAUUUAACAUAGACUAUAAGGUUAUUAUAUUGUAAAGAAAAAAGUUUUGCAUGGUCUAACUGUAUUUUCUAUUUCUGGUUCUUCUGUAUUUGUGCCUUGAUGAAAACCGAAGUGUUCUGUGCUCUUUCAGCUCCAUUCAUUAUUUCAUU
Pleuronectes platessa (European plaice) is the source of this 1740-nucleotide messenger RNA. RefSeq names its product solute carrier family 10 member 2 (gene slc10a2). The record is from RefSeq and is a predicted model, not a curated record. Gene Ontology annotation, biological process: bile acid and bile salt transport. The transcript has 6 exons. NCBI's taxonomy places the organism in Eukaryota, Metazoa, Chordata, Actinopteri, Pleuronectiformes, Pleuronectidae. Gene Ontology annotation, molecular function: bile acid:sodium symporter activity. Bases 1 to 1131 code for a protein of 376 amino acids. Gene Ontology annotation, cellular component: apical plasma membrane.